Quercus robur (English oak) is the source of this 514-nucleotide messenger RNA. RefSeq names its product phospholipase SGR2-like. Gene Ontology annotation, molecular function: glycerophospholipase activity; metal ion binding. Gene Ontology annotation, cellular component: cytoplasm. Bases 1 to 495 code for a protein of 164 amino acids. The transcript has 7 exons. The record is from RefSeq and is a predicted model, not a curated record. Lineage: Eukaryota; Viridiplantae; Streptophyta; Magnoliopsida; Fagales; Fagaceae.
AUGAUAAUAGAACCACUUGUCUGCAAAGAAUACACCAAUAAAUGCCUUGUUCUUAUACCUUACCACAAGGGUGGAAGGCAGUUGCAUAUUGGAUUCCAGGAAUUUACUGAAGAUCUGGCAACUCGUUCUCAUGCAAUAAUGGAUCAUCUACACUCCAUAAGGGUCAAUGUACUCACAGUUUGCCAAUCCAGAAGCAUGGAUAGCCUUGAAGAAGAGGGAGAGGAUUCCCAAGAAAAAGAGGGGAGAUCAUAUGGUUCUCUUAUGAUUCAGAGAUUAACUGGAAGUGAAGAAGGACGGAUUGAUCACAUGCUUCAAGAUAAAACAUUUGAGCAUCCAUACUUACAAGCCCUUGGAGCACAUACAAACUAUUGGAGGGAUCAUGAUACCGCUCUUUUCAUAUUAAAAAACUUGUAUCGAGAUAUACCUAAAGACCCCAACUCUCCUGUGGAAUCUAGUGGGGGCAACUCAAAAGAAGAAAGUGGUUCCACAGUCUAGUCUGAUCAAAGAGAGACUA